CGCCGUACGCAUCACAUGAAGAUAUUCUAAACUCCUAAAAUGUACCUCUCCCUUGGUUCAGGUACUUGCCUCACGGCAGCACGCCGCAGUUGAAGGCGAUGUUCUUGAAUCAUCGGAUUUGUACUUCUCUUCAGUUCCGGUUCUCACAGUUCCUUAAAGGUGCCACAGUUGCAGGACGAACACCUCUCUUAGUUCAGGUACUUGCGGCACCGCAGUGCGCCACAGUUGCAGGGAAGCUUGAGGUCUUCAACGGGGAUGUUGAGCCACAGUUGCAGGCGAUGUUCUUGAAUCAUCGGAUUUGUACUUCUCUUCAGUUCCGGUUCUCACAGUUCCUUAAAGGUGCCACAGUUGCAGGACGAACACCUCUCUUAGUUCAGGUACUUGCGGCACCGCAGUGCACCACAGUUGCAGGGAAGCUUGAGGUCUUCAACGGGGAUGUUGAGCCACAGUUGCAGGCGAUGUUCUUGAAUCAUCGGAUUUGUACUUCUCUUCAGUUCCGGUUCUCACAGUUCCUUAAAGGUGCCACAGUUGCAGGACGAACACCUCUCUUAGUUCAGGUACUUGCGGCACCGCAGUGCACCACAGUUGCAGGGAAGCUUGAGGUCUUCAACGGGGAUGUUGAGCCACAGUUGCAGGCGAUGUUCUUGAAUCAUCGGAUUUGUACUUCUCUUCAGUUCCGGUUCUCACAGUUCCUUAAAGGUGCCACAGUUGCAGGACGAACACCUCUCUUAGUUCAGGUACUUGCGGCACCGCAGUGCACCACAGUUGCAGGGAAGCUUGAGGUCUUCAACGGGGAUGUUGAGCCACAGUUGCAGGCGAUGUUCUUGAAUCAUCGGAUUUGUACUUCUCUUCAGCUCCGGUUCUCACAGUUCCUUAAAGGUGCCACAGUUGCAGGAUGA
Molecule: messenger RNA, 899 nt
Organism: Patiria miniata (bat star)
Lineage: Eukaryota; Metazoa; Echinodermata; Asteroidea; Valvatida; Asterinidae
Exons: 2
Coding region: 99-899 (266 amino acids)
Source: RefSeq, a predicted model, not a curated record